Molecule: messenger RNA, 5139 nt
Organism: Anopheles stephensi (Asian malaria mosquito)
Lineage: Eukaryota; Metazoa; Arthropoda; Insecta; Diptera; Culicidae
Gene: eRF3
Product: eukaryotic peptide chain release factor GTP-binding subunit ERF3A
Exons: 9
Coding region: 838-2649 (603 amino acids)
Biological process (GO): translation; translational termination; nuclear-transcribed mRNA catabolic process, deadenylation-dependent decay
Cellular component (GO): translation release factor complex
Molecular function (GO): translation release factor activity; GTP binding; GTPase activity
Source: RefSeq, a predicted model, not a curated record
AAAAAAGUCAAAAAGGUUGUAAAGUCGAAGCGCGUGGUUGCAGCAAAAUUUUCCCAAUUUUCUGCACCCUGCACCCCGGUAGCCAGCGAAAACUGGAGCGUCCGACGUGAAACGGAACUCGGCACGGGUUUCCUUUCCAGCACGGUUUCGUUCUCUAGGUUUUUCCGAUUAUUUUUCCCGUUUUUGUCCGGUCGGCGAAAAACGUACCACGUCGGCGGUCGUCGUGUACGAGAGCUCGCGGUGUGAAGUUGCUAGUGUGCGUGCGUGUGUGUGCGAGUGCGUACGUGUGUGUCCGUGCGGUGCUAGUGGCUGCUAGUUUCUUGGGCCAAAAGAAACGGAGAACGUGUUAUCCUCCCGUUUCCGCUUUUCCGUUCCGAACAUCCCGACACUGUGGGUGGCAGUUUCCACCCUUUUUUUUGUUCCGUUCCGGAUUCAGUUUUUUUGCGGUCGACGGCGCCCGAUUUCCGUCUCCCCCUUUUACCCGUGAGCCCUGCGCUGCACUCUAGCAGCAGUACCCCCAUUCAUUGGUCAGUUACGUUGCACACGCACCACCGUUACGUGUGCGUAUGCGAGUGCGUGUGUGUGUGUGUGCGUAGAGUGAAAUUCCGGUGCAAGGCAGUAGCGCAAAGUGCACCGUAAUCCGAACGCCGAAACAAAAAGGUCCCAGAACCAGAGUAAUCCGGUCACUCCCCCCUCCGCCUAGUGUGCUCCGGUGGUACCCGAAAGAUAGCAACGGCGAGACGUCGCGAGCGUACACCUAGGGAGUUGAGACAGCCAGCAGGCAAGUGAGAAGUGAGAUUCGUCGACCAGCGAGCGAGUGAGCGAGUGAGCGAAAAAAUGGCACAGGAAAACGAUAGCAACGAGAUGAACACCAAGUUCAGCAAGCUCAACGUGAAUGCGGUCGAGUUUGUGCCGAGCUUUUGCACACCGGCGGCGACGGCGGUGCAGACGGCGGCGGCCGCGGCCGCACCGGCGGGUACACCUGCGACGGGUUCGCCGACGGCACCGGUAGCCGGACCGCUUCCGGUAGCCGCACCAGCAUCGUCGGCCACGUCGAGCGGUGGCAGCAGCAGCGGCGGUGGUGGAGGGGGCGGCGGCGGAGGUGCCACUACGCCGACGUCCACAGCUGCCACACCAACACCGCCCUCCUCGUCGGCGCCGACACCGAUGGAACGGGACGAAGAUCCGGUGAAAACGCCAGAAAACAAUGAAAGUGAACCGCUCGACAGUUGGGACGCGGAGGAGGAUUCGAUCCUGACGCCGGAAGAUGAAGAAAUGGAAUUGGAUGAUGGCGAGGUGGACGGAGACGCCGCACCGAAAGUAUCGAAAAAGAAGCCCCCCAAGGUGGAGGAAAGCCGAAGCAAAAAGGAGCACGUGAACGUGGUUUUCAUUGGCCAUGUCGAUGCCGGUAAAUCCACGAUCGGUGGACAGAUCAUGUCGCUCACGGGAAUGGUAGAUAAGCGAACACUGGAAAAGUACGAACGCGAGGCGCGCGAAAAGUCGCGAGAAAGCUGGUACUUAUCGUGGGCGCUCGACACGAAUCAGGAAGAACGUGACAAGGGAAAAACGGUGGAAGUUGGUCGUGCCUAUUUUGAGACUGAGAAGAAACAUUUCACCAUCCUCGACGCACCCGGGCACAAGAGCUUCGUGCCGAACAUGAUCGGUGGUGCUGCCCAGGCGGAUCUGGCCGUGCUGGUGAUUUCCGCGCGCAAGGGUGAAUUCGAAACCGGGUUCGAUCGGGGCGGUCAGACGCGGGAGCACGCGAUGCUGGCGAAGACGGCCGGCGUGAAGCAUUUGGUCGUGCUGGUGAACAAGAUGGACGACCCGACGGUUAACUGGGACCUUGAGCGCUACAACGAAUGCAAAGACAAAAUAUUACCAUACCUCAAGAAGCUAGGAUUUAAUCCGGUGAAGGAUCUUACGUUCAUGCCGGUGUCCGGCAUUACUGGGCAGGGAUUGCGGGAACCAAUCGAUGACGCCACGUGCCCGUGGUACCAGGGCCCAGCCUUUAUUCCGUUCAUCGACGAGCUGCCGUCGCUCAAUCGCAAAACGGACGGCCCGUUCAUUAUGCCGAUCGUCGACAAAUACAAGGACAUGGGUACGGUGCUGAUGGGCAAGGUGGAAUCCGGCGUGGCAAAGAAAGGCACCAAUCUGCUCGUGAUGCCCAAUAGAACGCAAGUGUGCGUUGAUCAGCUGUGGUCCGACGACGAAGAGGUAACCUCGGUGGGGCCUGGUGAAAAUGUGAAAAUCAAAGUAAAGGGCAUAGAGGAGGAGGACGUCUCGCCAGGAUUCGUCCUGUGUGACGCUUCCAAUCCGAUCAAGACGGGCAAGAUUUUCGACGCACAGGUGGUCAUCCUAGAACACAAGUCAAUCAUUUGUGCGGGAUACUCGGCCGUGAUGCAUAUACACUGUGCCGCUGAGGAGAUUACUGUUAAGGCUCUUAUUUGUUUAGUUGAUAAGAAGACGGGAGAAAAAUCCAAGACAAGGCCGCGCUUCGUGAAGCAGGAUCAGGUCGCCAUUAUGCGGAUUGAAUGCUCCGGAUUGAUAUGCUUAGAGCAGUUUAAACUAUUCCCCCAGAUGGGUCGCUUCACGCUUCGAGAUGAAAACAAAACUAUCGCUAUCGGAAAGGUCCUGAAGGUUGUGGAGUAAUGUGUGACCAAGUCCAUCCUUCUUCGGUCCAGCCACCAACACGAAAGAACCGCUCGUUUCACAUUGGCAGCCCGCAGCAGCAACAAACAGUGUCCUUUUUGAUCAUCCACGUGCAUAUUGACCAUUGAAAAUCUCACACUCUUUACAAACCACACACACGCACACAGGCACCACACAGUCAUCAGCCAACCAGCACUGCGGAUACACAUACACGCGCACACCCAGGCCACGCCACAUCGUUCCGUCGUUGCGCGCCGCUACCCGCACCGUUAAAAAAAAAAAGAUAUUGAAGCAAACCGUUUAUUCCUCCCAACCGUGCUUAUCCGAUUACCGUUACCGCGGACAUCCGGUCCGAACUUUCUAUUGUUGGCUGAAUCGCUUACGCUCCUCUCUUCUUGGCUGUAUCGACGUGCGGGCGUGUGCGUUCAGCUUGUCUAUCUUCUUCUCGAUUAGUGUAACAACAUUCUGAACUCUCACUCUCUCUGUAUGCCCUCCCAUUGUCUCUAUAUCCCCCUCUCGGUCCGAACCGUACCAUAGAUGUGGAAUUGAAUCAAGCCCGUGUUUCUCUGCCGGUGUGCGAGCGAAGGAACACCCGUAUUAUAGCUAUAUUAUUCGAGCAUUAAAUCACACGAACCAAUCGCGCGGACUCGCACACACACACACAUUAAGCCAGCGAAAUAACCUCUGCCCAGGGCCCAGAUUAGAGGACGAGAUGACGGGUGACGCGCGAACCCACUUAUGAGCAACUGUGUACAGGCAUGUUUUUUACACCCAUCUCCCAUUACCCCCUCCCACCACCACAACACACCAGCUUCCUUCCGAGCAGGGUAGUGGGCCCCCUCCAAUACACCGUUGGUGGGCAAUCGUGGCAGUGGGCUCAAAACAAAACUCAGUAAAAUGUAACAAAAAAACAAAUGGAAAACACCACACACAACAAAUCGCAAACGAGCAGCAAAGCAGCGUACACUUAUAUAGGCUAAAACGGUAAAGCAAAUGACACGUGUCGACUGAAUGAAUGAACUGAAUGAACGCUCCGGUUUGGUCCCAGCAAGCACCUAACGUCAGAUAAUGAACCUCCGGUGUGCCGACGAGUGCGAUACCCGGCAGAGAGCAGCUAAUAUACGACGCAUGCAUCAGGAACAAUAAUAUUAAACAUGAUAAUCGUAACACUGUUUUGGAGAGUGGAGUGAACUAAACGCCGGGAAACAUGAAACAGGAAGAGGAAGGAUACGCGUGGAAAUGAUCCGCGAAUAUAAAAACGGAACAGGAAAGGGCGUUGCGAUUUAUUGGAGAUCGAUGAUGGCAAGCAAGCAAGAAGUAACAGGAACGCAACCGCACCAGCUAACCAGACACAGGUGGUCGAGCGAGAGAGAGAGAGAGAGAGAGAGAGAGAGAGAGAGAGAGAGAGGGUGAGUGAUAAGUAAGUGGAGUGGUUAAAAUGAACGCGCGGCGGGGACAUUAUACAAAAAAAGGAAGGGAGCAGCAUCCAAAAUCUGCCCCGUUUUAUAUCCUCCAUCCGCGCAGAAGAACUUUUAAAGUUGCCGCCACCACCACGCAUCAUGUUGUAAGAGAAGAACUUUGAUUGUUUGUCUCUGUUUGCAAAGUUUUGUGUAUGUGUGUGUGUUUUUUUUUCCUUUUCACUCCAUUUUUCUUUUAAAUUUUCAUCCCCAUUGUGUUAUUGGUGUCGAGAGACACACGCGAAGCAAAGCAACGCAUAACGCAAGCUCGAGAGGGAGAAGGAUAUGUAGUAAGGUAACAAGCAAAGAGCAGAAAAUGGGAUUUGCGCUGGCAGUGAUGGCUGAUAGUCGAUCGGUUUAAGGGGGAAGAUCGGGAGAGCUAUAUGGCCAAAAACGAAGCAAACAAAGUAAGGAAACCGGAAGUACACGAAAAUAACGCACGAAACCCAAUAAACCGCAAAGGAGCCGCGGAAGCAUGAGGAUUGUCUAACGAAUUAUGGUUUGCUAUCCAUAAGUUAUCGCUAUCGUUGUACUUGUUGCAUGGUUAUUUUUUAAACAUCCAUUGAUUGAUUGGUUCUGUGUUUGUUUUCCCCCUCCCUUUUUUCGCUUUUGCUAUAAAUGAUGCACGGUUUAUUGUUGUAAGGUUUCUCUUAUUUGCUUUUACAUUUUUCAUUUGCUACUAUUAAUUGGUUCUAGCACACACACACACACACGCGUUCAGGAACGCAUAUAUACGAUCGUUCGGAUGAACCAACCAAAAGAAAUGAAAGUGUGUGUGUGUGUGUUGUUAAUAGGAUAUUAUAAAUGAGGGGAACGACACAACAAUCGAGUUGAGUUUGACAAAAAAGUUUGCAGGCAGAUGAAAACAGUUUUGUUGGUGCAUUAAAAGCUGCGCAGCAAACAAACAGAAACAAAAACGAGAAUGAACGGAGCAACAACACAAAAACACACACACAACAGUGCAUAAGAGCAGUACGUACAUAUACAUAUAUAAGAAGAUGAAAACUGAACUUGUUAAAGCAGAAGAACGAAG